UUUCCCUCUAUAUAGAUCUUUAAAUUCCAUAACACAUAAUACCAAUUUACUCCCAUUCAACCUCCAAUGGAAGCUCAUCAAUUUGAGAAGCUCCAUCAUCAACAAUAUCAUUCCUUCUCAAUCCCAGUUGAUUCCAAUGGCAAGGCCACUCAGUUCAAGCCCUUCUCAGCCUCAUCCCCUCACAUGCUUGCCUUCCACCUUGCAUGGUUCUCCCUCUUCUCAUGCUUCUUCUCUACCUUCUCCAUCCCCCCUCUCCUCCCCGUCAUCCGGGCCGACCUCCACCUCUCUGCCUCCGAUGUUGGGAUAGCUGGCAUCGCCUCCUUCACCGGUGCCAUCCUCUCCCGCCUCGCCAUGGGCCCUGCCUGCGACCUCUUCGGCCCCCGUGUGGCCUCUGCUGCCCUCUCGCUCCUCACUGCCCCAGCCAUCCUGGCUGCCUUGCUUGUUUCUUCUGCCCGGGGGUUCGUCGUUGUCCGGUUCCUCGUCGGGUUCUCCCUGGCCAACUUCGUGUCCAACCAGUUCUGGAUGAGCUCGAUGUUCUCGGGCCAGGUUGUGGGCCUGGCCACGGCUGUGUCGGCAGGCUGGGCCAACGCGGGCUCAGGCCUGGCCCAGCUCAUCAUGCCGCUCAUCUACUCCUCCCUCGGAACAGCCCUACACUCAUCGUCCUCCACUGCCUGGCGGCUCUCAUUCGUCUUCCCUGCCCUCUUCCAGGCCCUGACCGCCAUCCUGGUACUGGCAUUCGGCCAGGACCGCCCUUACAGCGGUUCCAACGCUAACCCGAUAAAGCUGAACUCCUCCUUCUCCUCAAAGGACACCAAGUUCCUGAGUGUCCUCCUCCACGGGCUCAAGAACUACCGGGGGUGGAUCCUCGGGCUAACUUACGGUUACUGCUUCGGGGUUGAGCUGACCACAAACAACAUCCUUGCCCAGUAUUUCUACGACCGUUUUGGUCUGAGCCUACGCACAGCGGGGCUAAUCGCAGCCUGCUUUGGGGCCGGGAACAUCAUAUCGCGGCCAGCAGGGGGGGCGGUGUCUGAUGAGCUGGGGAGGCGGUUCGGGAUGAGAGGACGGCUGUGGGGGCUGUGGGCGGUCCAAACGGCAGCCGGGCUGCUGUGCCUCUUGCUAGGGAGGGUGAGUUCUCUGUGGGGAUCCAUCGUGGUGAUGUGCUGCUUCUCUUUCUUCGUUCAGGCUGCCUCCGGGCUCACGUUUGGCGUUGUUCCAUUCGUCUCUAAAAGGUCUCUGGGAGUUAUAUCGGGGAUGACAGGGAGCGGAGGUACCAUAGGAGCAGUCGUGACCCAGCUGCUGCUGUUCUCAGGGUCCUCCGGGCUCUCGAAGCAGACGAGCAUCUCUCUCAUGGGCCUCGUGAUGAUCGUCUGUACUCUGCCCAUCACCCUCAUCUACUUCCCAGAGUCAGGAGGGAUGUUCUGCAGGCCCUCUGAACACCUGGACUCGGGCCUUGAAGAAUACUACCUGCUGUCUUGAGUUGAACUGGGGGCGGGUGCAUAAGUUUGAUACCAAUCUCCAUGCUCUGAACGGCUGAAAUAGAGAAGGAUUGUCACAUGCGCAGAGCAUAUAUUGCCAUCAUGUUAGUAUAGAAUUGAUUAUGUAUUAUCACAUGCUGUUAGUAUAGAAUUGAUUAUGUACAGAACGGAGGGAAAAAGAAAUUUGGUCUUCUGUGAGGAAAUGAUCAAUUUAUUCUAUGAAGUUGUAGCUCAAAGAAGCUAGAUUGGUGGUUGACAAAAGUUUCUCGGAAGCAUGUUUCUGGAAAUUAUAGAAAUCCACUGGAAAAAGCCAUUGAGGGAUAGCUAAUACCUUCCAGGCGAUCCAUACAAUUUUUUAAUUCGAGUAGGAUUUUCAGUACCAGACAGGAUCUGGAUCACGAGCUAAAGAGUUUUAGAUCUAAACAGUAGAAUUUACCUUA
This is a messenger RNA of Punica granatum (pomegranate), 1918 nucleotides long. The record is from RefSeq and is a predicted model, not a curated record. Lineage: Eukaryota; Viridiplantae; Streptophyta; Magnoliopsida; Myrtales; Lythraceae.